AUGCAGUCUUCAUAUGAUAAAUCGUGGAAAUAUUCCCUGUUUAUGAAAAAUCCUAAGGAACGCGCGGGAAUUUUGUCUCGUCUCUUCUUCUCCUGGAUGAACAACUUAAUGAACAUCGGCAACAAACGGGUUUUAGAACACAGCGACCUUUACCCACUUCUAGAUGAGGACAGAUGCAAAGGUCUAACGGAAAAGCUGGAACAAACAUGGCACGAGGAAAUACGAAACUCGCACAUCAAGGGACGAAAGGCACGACUUUCCAGAGCAAUGAUGAAGGUUUUACCGUGGAGCGACUUCGCCUUAGCAGGUCUCUCUCUUUUCAUCGCCGUGGCCUGUAAUAUUCUACAGCCUCUGUUACUUGGCCUUCUGUUAUCUUCAAUGCUGCAUGGUGGGAAUGUGCAAUACGACCGCUGGCUGUGUUUGUUUGCUGGUGGACUCUGUUGCAGUGCUUUGUUUCACAUACUGGCCAUGAAUCAGUAUCAGAGCAAGGUGGACUACAUGGGCAUGCGCUGGAGGGCAGCUGCCAUUGGUGUCAUUUACAAGAAGGUACAAACGAUUUUAAAAGGGCAAGAUACUUAACUUAAGAAAAUUAGGUGUAGACCACGAAGAGAAUUCCGUCGUAAAUCAGAAACCUGCCGCCAGAUCAACCUAUUCCUAAACUGUCUCUACUGUCGUGGAACCUAGCCACCAGGUUCUCCCUUACCUAAAAAGAGAAAUCCCUGAGAACGAGUUUGACUGUUAAGAUGAAAUGUGUUUGUCCAACAUUAUUAAAAGCAUUUUUAUAAAGAAUUGAAACUCGCGAAAAGGCCUAGUCAUUAAUCAACAGAUAGAUUGCAUGUUGCUAUACAUCUCAGCGUCUGUUGAGUCAAAAAUCUCAGAUGACGUUGAAAUCUGUUAAGAGCAAAAAAGUGGCUUUUGAAGCGACGCUUCCUUGAUGAAUAUGCUAAAAUGAUAAUUUAGCACUGGUUCAGUCAAUAUCGCGGACGAGAUAUGCAUAAGAUAUGCAUAUAUGAUGAAAAAAGUGGUCUUUUGAUUUUUUCGUAUCGUUUACAAGUGGAAUUACUGAAAUGAUCUUUUUAGAUGUGUUAAAAAUAUUUAUACACAGAGUAACGUUUGAAUUACGUGUAUUUCGUGUCUUCCAUGAAUAACUCAAUUUGACUGUUUCUUCGAGCUUUAAUUCCAGCGCUCUGAAUCGUGGCAAAAAGGAUGAAAUAACAACUUAUAUGAGAAAUGAAUAUCUCAACUUUUCUUGCAUUCUUCUUUCAAUAUUUAUUUUUUCAAGAUUUUCAAGUUACGGCUCAAAGAUCUCACGCGGGUCCAACCUGGUCACAUCAUCGCUUUGAUUACCCAUGAUGCUCAGCGCCUGGAUCAAAUCUUUCAGAAAGUGGGAUACACUCUGCAGGGGCUCGUAGAACUUGUCACCGUGACGGCCCUGAUCUGGCGCCUUGUUGGUUUCCAAGCUGUAUCCGGUACCAUUUUCUUAAUCUUCCUUCUGGCCUAUUACAUCGGUAUGUGGGACGUAUGUAUGAAAUUACGCCUGCGCAUUGCACGCUGGACGGAGCGGAGAAUGGGAGUUAUGAAACACAUCGUUAAUGGAAUCCGCGCAAUCAAGAUGAACACGUGGGAAUGGCCUUACAAGAGGAAAGUGGAAGAGAUACGAAGGUAUGAGAGAUCCCGUAUGACGCGAUGAGAACAUUUGAGUAAGUGAACAGAGAUGCAGAAAAAAUGUAGAGAAAUUUAUAAACAGGUGAUAACUCUUACAGCAAGAGUCGUCUUUGGUUCUAGACGUUGGGAGUUAAGAUCAGCAGAGUUAUUGUUUUGUGUUCUUAGGAAGAACCUUCGCUCUUCACCCAGGAAUUUUAAUGAAUAUUGGUGAACUACCAGGGGAACAAGAGAAAAUGGUGGGGGGGAGACCUUGGUGGCGGGGAGGGCAGAACAGUAACCCGAGAUGGAUGGGUGUCCCAUUCAGGGGGAGUUGCAAUUCUCAUAGUCGCAUAAUAUAACAGAAACCGCAAUAAGCCACGGUAGGGGCACCACAUUUCUCUAUUGAGACAUAACCCUUUUACCAUACGAUAGUCAUUGAGAUUUGAAAGUCUACAAAAGAAAGUUAUGCUUUAUAUAAUAAUCGUGCUCCAUAGUUCAGUGGAGUUUCCCUGCCUUCAAGGGAAUCUAUUUAACAAAAACUAUUCCAGAUACCAAGUAUACGAAAUUUGCAUCAGUGGGAACUGUCAAGAUACUUUCGGAAUGUGACAUUUUGGCUACCUCAGCAUAAAGGAUUCUUUUGCCUCGCUACUUAGACAUGUUUAAACAGACAGGCACAACUAAUUCUCAAUUAGCAUUCUGAGUUAGUUAGUUUCAGUUGCUGAUAAAUGUAGUCGCCCUCGAAAAUAUUCAUCUACUGAAUAAAUCUUGAUCUUCAACAGGAAGGAACUACAGUAUGUCCGCCAAAAGAGUGCCAUCUUAUCAACGUUUGAGACUUUUCUUCACACAAGCUCCAUUGUGGCGUGUUUCAUAUCUCUAACAGUUCUCAUCAUCACAGGAGUGGAGUUGUCUACUUACAGUAUCUUCAUGGUCCUCGCACUGAUAAGGACAAUCCGUCUGUCUGCCUCAUCCAAGUUUGCCGCCGGUGUCAAUUUCAUCGGUGCCGUGACGGGAUCCUUAGGGAGAAUUCAAACAUUUCUGGAGCUCGAGGAAUCUGUGUACUCGGAAGACACGUACAGCAGGAAGAGAACCCGCUCGAAAAUCCGCUCCUUCUUAGAUUUGACUGACGCCGAGAUGUCUAAGUACCUGUCUGCGGAAGACGUGACAAAGAUCUCCAAUGACAUAAGAUCUGGAAAGAGCGUCCCACAGUAUGAGCCUGUACUGAUCAAGCAAAGAUCUCUCGAUGCACCCGACAAUCCUUCGAAUGAUAUUCAUGUGACCUUUGAAAACGUGUCUUGUCAUUGGGGAGGCGGAAAUAAGUCUGUCGUGCUGAGGAACAUUACUUUCAGGGCGGCUAGCAAGGAACUGACUUUAAUCAACGGUCCUGCAGGGUGCGGAAAAUCCUCCCUCCUUGCAGCUAUCCUUGGGGAACUUCCUCCAACUGAGGGAUACAUCUCCUGCGUGGGAAAGAUUGCGUAUGUGCCUCAGAUACCUUGGAUUUUCUCCAACACCCUUCGUGAAAACAUUUUGUUUGGUAAGCCGUACAAUCCAUUUAGGUAUCAGGCCAUAGUUAAUGCGUGCAACUUACAGAAGGACAUUGACAAGCUUUCGGAUGGCGACCUGACUUUCGUGGGGAACAAUGGCCUCAGUUUGACAGAAGAUCAGAAAGCUCGCAUGGGAAUUGCAAGGGCAGCAUAUUCAGACGCCGAUAUUUAUCUGUUGGACGACCCCUUUGCACCUGUCGAUGCAAGAGUCGCUGAGCAGGUUUUUGGUAAAUGCGUGUGCGGGCUGCUUUCAAAAAGAAUACGAAUUCUAGCGAGCCGCCAAUUACAAUACGUUGAGCGAGCGGAUCAAAUUUUGACCAUGCGCGCUGGGACAAUUGUAAACGAAGUUACGUCACAGGUGAUGGGAUACCGGUCCGUGAAGCUCCACUCGCCCGGAGAAUCCCGUGAGAGGGAGAGAAAGUGUCCGAGUAACAAGACGGUGGAAUUUGCUAUCGAAGAGGAAAUUCAAGAAAAGUAUCGCACACGUUCGAACCUGUUUGAAGAAGAAGAAAUGAUGGGGCCUGUGUCAUGCACAAUUCUGUGGAAUUAUCUCAGAACCGGCGCCUGUCUACCAUUCAUCGUUGUAUUUGCACUGUUUACCUUUGUCGUUCAAGGUAAGAAAUACAAGAGAAAUAAAGUCUUACCGCAAAUACAGGGAUAAUUCAGGAACAAGGUUCUAGACCAGCAGUAGAGUAAGUGUGAGGAUCGUCCAUGACAAGCAUCUUCCUGAAAUUUUAGGGGUAUUCUGUAAUAUUUCGCUAUAGUUAAUAAACACUUUCUUACUAAUGAAGAGCGAAACACGUGCAUCCUAAGAACUCCUGAUUUUUCCAUGGGGGUGCACGAUUGUUAGCAUAACGAAAACUGAUUCGAACCAAUUUUUCAACAAACUUAUAUCAGCAUGCUUAGCAAGAUCGGCAUCGCUCUGCUGCUUUCAUUUAGCUUUACCUUUACCUAUUUAAUGAAUGCGACUAAAAAAAGUUUGGGGAUAGUUAAAAUUCUCUUCGUUCUACAGGAGCCAUUCUCAUCCCGGACAUGUGGCUAUUGCGCAUGAGUGAGUCUGCUACUCUGUUGAACCUCGAUCAGACCACUUGGUAUAUUUAUGCCGCUAUGGUGGGCGGAGUAUUCAUGCUGUCAAUCAUGCGUGCUUCGUUUUUCUUCGCUACCACCUUACGUUCAUCCGAACGCCUUCACCAGAAUAUGGUUGUUUCUAUUCUUCGUGCACCAGUCUUAUUUUUUGACACGAAUUCAGCCAUUAGCAUUUUGAACCGCUUCUCAAAAGAUAUCGGGUGCAUGGACGAACUUUUACCAAGUGUAUUUCUGCGCGCCAUUCAGAUAACCCUAUUCGCCAUCUCAGCCUUUCUCCUCCCAGUGGUUCUCAAUCCGAGCGUACUUUUAGGUGGAAUACCGCUGUUCGUUUUGUUUCUCUUAUUAUGGGCUUACUCUCUCAAAACCGCGCGCCAAGUUAGAAGACUGGAGAUCAGCUCUCGAAAGCCAGUGGUAUCUCAUUUCUCGGAGACAUUGAUGGGACUGGUGACGAUCAGGACUCACAGUAUGCAGAAGUCCUUCACAGAGGAUUUCUAUGGGUUCGUGUAAAUUUUUUCAAUUAAAUUUUGCAUAACAUGAUUUAGUAUUAUCUGACGUUAUCUUAAACGCUGCCUCAUCAUCAACUACACCGACACUAAAUGACUUAGUAUCUUAAACCAACACCUAAUGGUGUCUGUAUAUAAUUAACUUGAAUAAUUCCGGCUAUUACUACUUUAAAAACAGUACUUUAAUGCUGACAGUCGAAUGUCUCUGCAUUGGUACUCUUCUAAAGGUGUAUUUUUAAUGAAUCAAAGACAAAGGAAAGCUAAUGAGUUAUGCUACUCUUUCCUGUGUGUCUUGGGAAACUUUUUACGUUCGGAAUUUAAACAUAUGAAAGCCUUGUCUCUCUCUUUUUCCAAGGACCAUGACACAAUAAUAAUUCUAUUAUGUGAUAAUUAUUCAUAUCAUAAUAAAACUCGCGGUUUGAUUUCUGUUAGUUACCAAGAUUCACACAGUCAAGGAUGGUGCAUGACUACCUCAUGUUGGAGCUGGAUCGGGUUCCGCCUCGACUCAGUGUGCGUACUCUUCAUUGUUUCAGUGGUUGCUGGAGCGUUUUAUGUGAAGCUGGAUGCAGGUAUUUUUGAAUGAAAGUAACUGCCGCUUUUUUCAUACAGUAAAUUGUUUUUAGAAUGUUUUACUGAAAGCUAUAGAAACAAAAUGAACUGGUCAGGAAGCCGGUACCUGCUUCUCUGUACCUUAAAUUUCGAUUUUAAAAUAUAGCUUUGGGCCCUUCAAUUUACCUGGACUUUUGAAAUUUGACAAUCGGGCCCCUGGUCUCAGAUUAUUUAAAGAUAAUAUGUAAUAUAUCUAUUUGGCAUCGCCUGAAAUCGAUUGUAUCGACUGGUUACCUCGGGAAACAGUACGAGUACUUUGUGAGGGUGACUUGGUAAACAUUUAAGAGAUUUUGUUACUAAAAGUCUAAUCCUAGCUUUAAACUGUUUCAGCCAGCACCAUUCUGUCACUGAUCUACACCCUUCAGUUGUUGAAUGAUGUGUCGCAAAAUGGCGUCAAACGUUCCUUUGAAGUUGAAAAUUAUAUGAGUGCUGUUUAUCGCAACUUGGCCUGCGCAGAGAUUGUAUCAGAACCUGGAUACGCCAUGGAGAUCCAGCCUCCAGUGCCAUGGCCAAAAGACGGCGCAGUUUCCUUCGAAAACAUCUCCUUGAGCUACAGUAGAGAAGGGUCCAGGGUAUUAAAAGAAAUCUCCUUUGAUGUGUACCCUGGGGAGAGGUUUGGCAUCACAGGACGUCCCGGAGCUGGAAAGUCGUCUAUCAUAAAUGCACUGUUUCGAUUGGUCCCGGACUGUGCAGGUAAGAUAAUGAUUGACGAUGUCACUAUUAACAACCUUGACCUUCAAAGGAGUAGGCGUGGCAUUUCAAUUAUUACCAAGGAGCCAAUCCUCUUCAUGGGCACACUACGCAUGAACGUGGAUCCAUUCCUUAGCCAUACCGAGAGGGAGAUCUGGGAAGUCCUUGAGAAAUGUCAUUUGAAGUCCUGGGUCGAGAGCCUUCCCAAACAGUUGCAACAGGACCUCGCUGAUUGUGGAGCUACCCUGGGUCCAAGUGAGCGCCAACUCAUCUCCUUUGCACGUGCGCUUCUUCAGAAAAACAAAGUCAUUGUAAUAGACGAGGCGUCGUCCACUGUGGAUUACAGAACGGAUCGCCUCAUUCAAGAAAUUAUCCGAAACUGCCUCCUUGACAGCACUGUCAUUACCAUUCCUCAUCGUCUGAGCACGAUUAUUGAUUACAAUCGCGUGAUGGUGCUUGACCGCGGAAAAAUCGUGGAGCUGGACAAACCGGAAGUGUUAUUGAAGAAGGAUGCAGGUUACUUCGCGCAUUUGUAUGGAAAUCAAUAUCCAUCGUAAUCUCUUGUGCGCAGACCUCCUGCGUGUGCCCACACAAGUUGGACCUUGGUGCGAGAUCUAGUGAGUUUUAUCUCAUUCUACAAUAGGGAGUAUAUAGAGUUAUAAGAUAGCUAAGGGAAACUAUAGUGAGUGCGAAGAUUUCAAUCUUCUUUGAUAGCCAAAUUUACUUAAAUAAGAACAAAUUCUGUUUUUGACAAUUAAGAUUACUCGUGUAGUCAGUCGUAGUACAUAAGGGUAUUUUUCUCCUGAUCUAAAAAAUGUUUUUUAUUAUUUUUGUGACACUAUAAUAACCUUGAUCUUUGAAGGUUGAUUUUAGGCUAAAAUGCCACUGGUUAAAAAAUUAUAACGUCAAAGGUACCUUGUUAUUUUCGUCAAUGACAGAUUAAUCUAAAUAUUGAAGUUCAUUCGAUCUACGCCAAUACAUCAAAAUGUCAUUGAACUGGAGAGCAGAGUUUUGUAAUUUCGUUAUAUGAUAAUUAGAUCAUGAUCAAGCUAAGAACUGAAUAAACUGUUGUCACAAGUGAUUUUCCUCGUUAAACGUCCGUAUUAUUGGUUUCCCUUACG
This is a messenger RNA of Pocillopora meandrina, 7194 nucleotides long. The record is from the annotation of a GenBank genome assembly. NCBI's taxonomy places the organism in Eukaryota, Metazoa, Cnidaria, Anthozoa, Scleractinia, Pocilloporidae.